AUGUCCAGCUCGUGGAAUCUGAUAAAUGAGAUAGAGAUUUUCCUGGCCGACGAGCCAGCACCAAGACCGAAACCUACGCCAAGGCCGACGCCGCCGACACUGAUGACGCCGUCACCACCGGUGCGCACGGUCCCCAGGGUGGGGACCGCAAUCCAGUGCUCAGACCGGCAGCAGCAGCGCAAAGCUGCCUUCCUGGCCUCGCCGCCGCCGCCGCCGCCGCUAACCAAGAGGCGGAAACGCCGCGUGCACCAUCACGCACACGGCGCCCCACGAAAGGAAACCGACCAGGCCCGCCGCCGUGCCGACCACCGCACCGCCGGGACCAGCCGCUACCGCCAGACGGCCAUCUUGGGCCGUUGA
Messenger RNA from Linepithema humile (Argentine ant), 360 nucleotides. The record is from RefSeq and is a predicted model, not a curated record. NCBI's taxonomy places the organism in Eukaryota, Metazoa, Arthropoda, Insecta, Hymenoptera, Formicidae.